CAGAAGCAUAACUGGCACAAGUACUGAUAGAGCAAUCCUACACAGAACAAGGGACGUAUCUCAUACUCGUGAACCGUUCUAAAAUGUGUAAACUAUUGGCAAAAAAAUUGUAAUUCAUAUAUUGUGCGAAUAUGUGUAAGCCAAUUUUUUUUAUCAGAUAGGUUUCAAAUCGGAUUUGUCUAACCACAUCAAGUUUUGCCGAAUAUAAAUCUAUUUACAAACUUGACCAACCACAUGGUCACGCACGAUCCCGAUGCACUGGUCAAAUGCGAGAUUUGCGGUAUGACUUCCAAAAAUAGAGUCGCCUUAAAUGCCCACGUGUUCAGAUUUCACAGCAACCGGAAGCGACCAAGUUGUGACGCGUGUCACCGGGUGUUUCUCAAUUCGGCCAACUUACGGCAACAUAUUAAGAACGUCCACAGCACUGUGGAGCGACCUCGUUUCCCGUGCUGGUAUCCCGGGUGCGAAAAAUCCUACAAGUUCAAGCAGGACGUUUCGAAGCACGUAAAAGCUGAACAUGCCGAGAAUCCGGUCCGAUUUACGUGCACACUUUGCGAAAAAGAAUUCAAAACUAGGGGUGACCUUGAGAGUCACAUUCACACCCACACGACGGAGAAGCCGUUCAAGUGUGCAACUUGUGGGAGGCGUUUCUCCCACAAAUCAAAUAUGAAAAGCCACGAGACGACGCAUUUGGAAAAAUCUGCCCGAAACGUGUCAAAAUGUCACCUCUGUCCUCAGACCUUCUUAACUAGAAUUGGUCUACAGCUGCAUAUCCGAAUUUUACAUGAAAAUCGGAGGAAUUAUCCCUGCGCAUUUUGCAAUGAGAGAUUCUCCAGGUCAUCGAACUUGAAGCGUCACGUGGAGGCGAAACAUGGCGCGAAUAAAGAGCUCAUCCAUUCCUGCGACAAGUGCGAGUACGAGAGCAAGUCGAAACAAAAUCUGGCCAGGCACAAGGCUCGGCACGAGGCUGGGAAUCGAGGAUGCUACUUCUGCGGGAAGAAAUUCGUCACUUUUUACGAAUUGGUCAAACAUUGUCGAGUUCAUACUUUAGAAGCGUAAUACUUCGGUGGAAUAUGCGCAUCAAAAAUUUUGGAGCUUUUUUUUUUUACUAAACUUGUACAAAUAUAGAUACAUACAUAUAUAUAAACCUCAA
Molecule: messenger RNA, 1153 nt
Organism: Folsomia candida
Lineage: Eukaryota; Metazoa; Arthropoda; Collembola; Entomobryomorpha; Isotomidae
Product: gastrula zinc finger protein XlCGF7.1
Exons: 4
Coding region: 235-1059 (274 amino acids)
Biological process (GO): regulation of transcription by RNA polymerase II
Cellular component (GO): nucleus
Molecular function (GO): DNA-binding transcription factor activity, RNA polymerase II-specific; RNA polymerase II transcription regulatory region sequence-specific DNA binding
Source: RefSeq, a predicted model, not a curated record